Nerophis lumbriciformis (worm pipefish) is the source of this 1257-nucleotide messenger RNA. The record is from RefSeq and is a predicted model, not a curated record. NCBI's taxonomy places the organism in Eukaryota, Metazoa, Chordata, Actinopteri, Syngnathiformes, Syngnathidae.
AUGGCAGAAUGGAAGACGCAGAUAAACUACGACUACAAUCCGUCCUAUCACGCCUUCGCCUACGGUCUUGUUUAUCAGUCCGGGCACGAACAGAACUGCCAUGUGGCCGGCUGGGGCGAAACGGCAGCCCCCGAGUAUAAUAAUUACGCACCUGGGAUGACGCAAGUCUACUACGCCGCUACCGCUUCGAGGACACGCGAAGCGUCUCUGCCUCAUAGUCCCGAGCAGCACGUCGCCAACGCUCACUGCCGUUACCAGGGUUCCGGUCUCGUCUACGUAGAGGAGAGUCAAGCCGGCCACCUGGUUCUCGCUGGAACUCCCCGAGCCACCUACGAUUCGCCCGCCGAGACGAGCAGGAGGACCGGCGGGGGCGGCAGCGACUCUACGAGUGACUCGGAGGCUCACGCUUCUCCUGAUUCCUGGAGUUUUAGUAGCGGCCGAGAAAAUAGUCUUCCACAGGUCGACCCCGCUUUGUGGGUGAAGCCCGAACAAAGCGACGAUGCAAACAGCAGCGGCCCGGAAGCUGGAGACCAUGUUUCCAGCUCGCUCAUGGUGGAGCUGUCCUCCUACACCGACGCUAGCGGCCAGAACGCUGACGCUGCCGUCUCUCUCCAAGCGCCAUUACCGGCCGAUAAGAAACCUAGCACGAACCUGAACGGAAAGGGACGCGUUUCCUUUUCGGAGGACCAGAUGAACUUUCUUGUCCAGCGUUUCAGCGUGCAGAGAUACCUUACCCCGGCCGAGAUGAAAAACGUGGCUGAAAUGACAGGGCUUACCUACAAACAGGUUAAAACGUGGUUUCAAAAUCGAAGGAUGAAGCUGAGGAGACACCAGAAAGACAACAACUGGGUGUCGGAGCGUUACAACAAAAGCCGCACUCAAGCCAGCUCUGUUAGCGGAAGUGUAAUCAGUCACGUUCCACGCUAUCAAGUGAUGGCUCAAAGACCAGCCUUCACCGAGCGCUACAAUCAUCCCAUGAUGGAUACGGCUUUUAAGAAGACAACUCUACAGAACCUGGCUUUUUAUCUGGCCUCUAUGGGCAACACCGCCGGAUCGACUCCAUUUCCCACAUGGUCUUCCGGCAUGCCCGCUAGGCCCCAGGCAGGUAGCGUGUCUGCGCCUCCAGGGAUCAACCAGUAUGAAUAUAAUUCCAGUGUUUUCCACUCAACUGGGCCAGACGGCAGCUUUGAGGACAGAAAUGCAGUGUCUGUCAUCAACCAAAAUCCAUCCGUGAUUGUACAUGACAUAAGCCAGUAG